Lactuca sativa (garden lettuce) is the source of this 1015-nucleotide messenger RNA. Its product is annotated as Exostosin family protein. The record is from RefSeq and is a predicted model, not a curated record. Lineage: Eukaryota; Viridiplantae; Streptophyta; Magnoliopsida; Asterales; Asteraceae. Gene Ontology annotation, molecular function: glycosyltransferase activity.
GAGCCAUAUAGAGAUGGAGAAGAGUUUCAAAGUAUGGGCAUACAAGGAAGGAGAACUUCCCAUUUUCCAUGGAGGACCUAUGAACAAUAUAUACUCCAGCGAAGGCCAAAUCAUGGACGAAAUCGAGAGCCAAAAAAGCAGAUUUCUUGCUCAAAACCCUGAAGAAGCCCUUGUGUUCUUCCUCCCUGUCAGCGUGGUUUCCAUUCGACAUUAUCUUUACAGAUCUCAUGCUGAUUAUGAUCGUCGAAUUAUCCAGGAUGUUGUUACUGAUUACAUUGGUGUGUUGUCACACAAGUACCCUUAUUGGAAUAGAAGCAGUGGAGCUGAUCACUUCUUCGUUAGCUGUCAUGAUUGGGCACCAGAUGUUACAGCGACGAACCCUAAAUUGUAUGAACACUUCAUUCGUGUCCUUUGCAAUGCCAAUAGUUCUGAAGGUUUUCGGCCGGAAAGAGACGUCUCCUUGCCGGAGCUCAACAUUCCUUACGAACACCUAGGACCACCCCUCAUCGGACAACCCCCUGAAAACCGUUCCAUCCUUGCAUUUUUUGCAGGUGGAAGCCAUGGACAAGUAAGAAAAUAUUUGUUCGAAAUUUGGGAUGGAAAAGAUGAGGAGAUUCAAGUCUUCAAAUACCUCCCGAAAACCCUAAAUUACACGGAAUUAAUGGGAAGAGCGAAGUUUUGUUUAUGCCCUAGUGGAUGGGAAGUAGCAAGCCCUAGAAUAGUUGAAUCGAUCUCUUCAGGUUGUGUUCCGGUGAUCGUUUCUGAUCAUUAUGUGUUGCCAUUCAGUGACGUUCUUGACUGGAGCAAGUUUUCUGUUCAUGUUCCGGUGAAAAAGAUACCGGAAAUCAAGAAAAUCUUGGAAGGGGUUGGGAUCGAUGAGUAUAUUAAAAUGCAGAAAAUGGUGAUGAAGGUGCAAAGACAUUUUAUAAUUCAUAGACCAUCGAGAGCAUAUGAUUUGAUAGACAUGGUGCUUCAUUCGGUUUGGUUGAGAAGGCUCAAUGUAAAACUCUCUUAG